CUGAUAUAACUGUGUUUGCUAUAAUAUACUCCUGCUGGUGGUUGGGAGGUUUGAAGGAAUUGGAAAGGGAAGUAUUAGUUAGACUGAAGAAUCUUUAGUCAGAUGCCCUUAUAUGGUUUAGCUUGUUUAUAAGCUUUAAUAUUAUCUGGAGGAAGUUAUAGGAUUGCCUUUGGCUUUCCUCUAUUAUUAUGUAUUAUAUAUGUGGAAGCUGUUACCAUGCUGGGGACCUCUGGUUCUCACCCAUGCGGAUUUUGUGGUUUUCAGAUGCAGGACGUACGGUUUCCCGCUGAGGCAUGCUGGAGACUUCUAGAUUUGCGAAGGAACCAGAUGGCGCCUCGUGGACGCGGUAGAGGUAGUGCGAGAGGUCGUACGAAUGCUCGUGCACCGGAGAAUAACCCUAAUGACCCAGUGAACUUUAUGGCUGCGUUGGAGAACAUGGCUGCUGCUAUGCAAGCCACUGCUGAGGCUCUUGGUCAACAGAUGAAUAACCAUGGUAAUGAUGGAGGUGGAGUUCAGGGCCCGAUGACCUUGGCAAACUUUUUGAAGGUUAAUCCGCCUAAGUUCAAGGGAACUACUAGCCCGACUGAGGCUGAUACAUGGUUUCAGGCUAUAGAGCGAGCACUGCAAGCAUAA
Messenger RNA from Arachis stenosperma, 633 nucleotides. RefSeq lists its product as uncharacterized. The record is from RefSeq and is a predicted model, not a curated record. The coding region runs from base 217 to 633 and encodes 138 amino acids. Lineage: Eukaryota; Viridiplantae; Streptophyta; Magnoliopsida; Fabales; Fabaceae. The transcript is spliced from 2 exons.